GGAUCAGGACGGGCCACGCGUUGGCGCGUGACGGGACUUUGAUGCGGCGCGAUGAAAAGCACGACGGAAAUAGUCGGAGCAACGUCGAGACAUCAGGCCGGACCUACUGCGUCCACUAAAGCUGCCGACCACCAGUCAGCGCACGUGCCCAGCAGGGCUGCAUCUACAGCGUCCGUCAUCGAGCAUCCUCAUGGUCCGAGCACAGCCGCGGCUUAGGCGAAGGGGGUGGUGAUAGAAGCCGCCCAGCGCAGGAGGGGGCAGUGCACUGAUGCCCAACCUGCCCUCGCCAAACCCACUGAUGUGAGAUAGCAGUCACAGCCCCAUGCACGCGCCUAUAUAAAGGCUGGCACUUGUUAGGAGAGCGCUGGCAGUGGACUGUGGACUGGUCAUCAGCAGCGGUGAAGGCUCUAAAAGAGAAAACAGGAUCUACGCAAAGCAGCUAUGGCUCACGCUUGGGGUUACGCAGAUCAUGAUGGGCCUGCUAAAUGGGUUGAGAGCUUUCCUAUUGCGGAAGGACCCCGGCAGUCCCCUAUUGACAUCAUCCCAAGCCAAGCACAAUUCGACUCCAACCUCAAGCAAAUUAAGCUGAAGUAUGACCCCAGCACCUCCAAGGGCAUUCUCAACAAUGGCCAUUCAUUCCAAGUGGACUUUGCUGACGAUGACAACAAGUCGACUCUGACUGGAGGGCCUGUGACUGGAACAUACAGGCUGAAGCAGUUCCACUUCCACUGGGGCAGCGCUGAUGAGAGAGGUUCCGAACACACUAUUGGGGGCACCAAGUUUCCCUGUGAGCUCCACUUGGUGCACUGGAACACCAAGUACGCAAACUUUGGUGAGGCCGUCAACAAGCCUGAUGGUUUGGCUGUUGUUGGGGUUUUCCUGAAGAUUGGUGCUGCCAAUCCAAGUCUGCAGAAGGUUCUGGAUGCUUUUGAUGCCAUCAAAUCAAAGGGAAAGCAAACUACAUUCUCCAACUUUGAUCCUAAGACCCUGUUGCCUCCCACUCUGCAUUUCUGGACUUACGAUGGCUCUCUGACCACGCCCCCUCUGCAUGAAAGUGUCACCUGGAUCGUCCUGAGGGAUCCAAUCAGCGUCAGCCCUGCUCAGAUGGGUAAAUUCCGUAGUUUGCUGUUCAGCUCGGAUGGGGAGUCCCCUCGCUGUAUGGUGGAUAACUUCAGACCCCCGCAGCCCCUCAAGGGACGCAAAGUCCGUUCCUCCUUCAGAUAAACUCCAGUUCUGUGUCUUACCCCCACCCCCCCCCCCCACUCCCCUCCUGUCCUCCGAUUAUGGUGCUCCUCUUUCCUGACGGCAUUCAAAAGCACUCCAAGUGAAAUUCUCCCAGUGGAAAAUUUAAAUGUAAUUCAAUUAUAAAAGUUUAUCAUAAUUAUUUUUAUUUAGUCAGUUUUAAAUGCAUAUCAUUAUAUUUUGGCUAUGUUUGUAUUUUAUUUUAUUUACUAUUGCUUUGUUUAUUUUCUUUUUUAUUUUGUUUUAUUUUAUUUCAUUUUACAGCUGGAUGAGCAGCUCUUCUCAAGUGUUGCUCUCAGUCUGAUUUUGCUCUUAGCAUUUUUGUGCCAUGUGUGGAAAACCCAUUAGCUUUAGAAAAAGUAAAGACAGCAUCACAAUCUUUGCAUAUAAACCACAAUGCAUCACUGCUAGUUCUGUCUAUCGUUCACAGAGUGCAUAAUGGAGGACCGUAUACCAACCCCCAUACCCCCCGCAAACAAAACCAUUCCAUUAUAUUAAUUAUUCUUUGUGUGCUUUUACUGGAAAAUCAUUGCACCACUUUAGUUAUGCAGACCUACAGCGUGAAAGAAAAGCAUAUACUAUAUAGGAUUAUAUAGGAUGUCGCAUUCCACCCUGUAGAAAUCAUGGUUAUUAUGUGUGCAGCAUUAAGAUGUUGUGUGAAGUAGUGCCAGUCAGAGAGAUCAGUCUAUGGCCAGUAAACCCAAUAAGUGCCAGUAUAUGAUCUUUAAGGAGCAGCAGUAGCCAGAGAACAUAUAAGGGGAUGCUAUGAAAUAAUGCUGGACCACAAAAUCCUCCACUAUGUUGUCAUGAUAUUUGGUUUUGAAAAGACAUAUGACGAAAUAUGGAUAAAUGACUGUGGUGUUGUCAUUUAAUCUAAAGAACUUUAUGAACAAUAAAAAUAUAUAUAUUUUAA
Messenger RNA from Pygocentrus nattereri (red-bellied piranha), 2155 nucleotides. RefSeq names its product carbonic anhydrase (gene cahz). Gene Ontology annotation, molecular function: zinc ion binding; carbonate dehydratase activity. Gene Ontology annotation, cellular component: cytoplasm. The transcript has 7 exons. Gene Ontology annotation, biological process: carbon dioxide transport. Bases 442 to 1224 code for a protein of 260 amino acids. The record is from RefSeq and is a predicted model, not a curated record. NCBI's taxonomy places the organism in Eukaryota, Metazoa, Chordata, Actinopteri, Characiformes, Serrasalmidae.